This is a messenger RNA of Musca domestica (house fly), 1995 nucleotides long. RefSeq names its product sensory neuron membrane protein 1 (gene Snmp1). Lineage: Eukaryota; Metazoa; Arthropoda; Insecta; Diptera; Muscidae. Gene Ontology annotation, cellular component: cytoplasm; membrane. Gene Ontology annotation, molecular function: scavenger receptor activity. The record is from RefSeq and is a predicted model, not a curated record. The transcript is spliced from 7 exons. Bases 124 to 1734 code for a protein of 536 amino acids.
CUCUGAAAAAAAAAAAAAAAAAACUGAAUAACAACGGCUCUGUAUCUAAAUCUCCGUUUGUUUUGUAGUUUUCUCAAAUUUCUCAAAUAUUUAAAGAGCCUGCGGCAAAAACAACCUCGAAAAAUGAAAGUCGAUCGCACGAAAUUGCUGAUCAUCUCGGCCAGUGUUUUCGUUUUUGCCAUCAUGAACGGCUGGCUGAUUUUUCCGAAAAUUUUGAAAUUUAUUUUAAAGAAACAGGUUAAUUUGAAACCCGGCUCGGAUAUACGAGAGCUGUGGGAGAACACACCAUUUCCGUUGCAUUUUUAUUUUUAUAUCUUCAACAUCACCAAUCCGGAUGGGUUUUUGAGGGGAGAAAAGCCAGCAUUGCGGGAAGUGGGGCCAUUUGUAUUUGAUGAAUGGAAAUCGAAAUAUGAUCUCGUUGACGAUGAGGAAGAGGACACGGUCUCCUAUAAUAUGCGCAAUGUUUUCAUUUUCAAUGAAGAGGCCUCAAAGCCAUUGACGGGCAAUGAGGUGUUCACGCUAAUGCAUCCGUUGAUUGUGCCCAUAUCAGUUGUUGUCCAGCGAGAACGGGCCGCCAUGAUGGAACUGGUCUCCAAGGCCAUUGAUAUUGUGUUCAAGGAUCAAAAGGGUAUAUUGACGGGAACUUUUAUGGAUAUUUUCUUUCGUGGCAUUAGUGUGGACUGCUCAUCGGAUGAAUUUGCCGCCAAGGCGCUGUGUACGGCCUUCUAUACGGGGGAGGUGAAGCAGGCCAUACAAGUGAAUGAUACGCAUUUUUUGUUUUCCUUUAUGGGGAGGGCCAACAACUCGGAUGCCGGUCGCUUUACAGCCUGUCGUGGUGUUAAAAAUGUCCAUAAAAUGGGUACCAUUCUAAAAUUUGCCGAUGAGCCGGAAAUGGACAUUUGGCCAGGGGAUGCCUGCAAUCAGUUCAGGGGUACCGAUUCAACAGUGUUUCCUCCGUUUCUACACAAGGAUGAAGGCCUGUGGGCAUUCACCCCCGACCUUUGCCGUUCUCUGGGGGCUCACUAUGUCAAGAAAAGCUCCUAUCACGGAUUGCCGGCCAGCUAUUUUACCUUGGAUUUGGGGGAUAUAAAGGCCGAUCCUGAGCUCCAUUGCUUCUGUGAUGACCCGGAGGAUGUGGAUACAUGCCCGCCCAAGGGCACCAUGAGUUUGCAUGCGUGUACCGGGGCACCGGUCUUGGCCUCAUUGCCCCAUUUUUACAAUGCCGAUCCGGCCCUAAUAGCUGGAGUGGAUGGCCUGAAUCCCAAUGAGCAUGAUCAUGCAGUUUACAUUGAUUUUGAAUUGAUCUCCGGCACUCCCCUGCGUGCCGCCAAACGUUUGCAAUUCAGCAUGGACAUUGAACCGGUACCAAAAAUUGAACCCGUGGCCAAUAUACCCAAGGUGGUGCUGCCCAUGUUUUGGGUAGAGGAGGGGGCAGCCCUGAACAAGACCUACACCAAUAUGCUGAAAUACACACUGUUUUUGGGUCUCCGCUUCAACGCAGGUCUACGUUGGACCCUGAUAACCCUCUCAAUGGUUGGCAUGAUGGCCAGUGGUUAUUUGUUCAUGAAGAAAUCGGAUAGCAUAGAUAUAACCAUACCACCCAAAUUGAUCGACAACAAGGUGAUGUCCGUCAAACAGGCCAUGCCACCAACCCAGGAUUCACCCGAGAAGCAGCCACCGCCGCCGCCUUUAUCGCAGGCGGAUCUAUCAAAUCCCAAGGUGGAAAAGUAUUGAGAAAGUGCGUCUUAUAAAAAGCUCUCUUUAUAUAUUUUUAAGUAGUCAAUAGAAGCCUUGGAAAAGGUCCUGUAGAGUUCUCAAAAAAGUAGCAACUCUUAUAUUUAAAAAAAAAAUACUUUGCGGAUGGAAAAUAUUUAUUUCGAAAAGUAUCUGAAAUAUUACGUAUUCUAGUUUUCGUUUCUCGAUUUUUGAAAAAAUGUAAAAACGUUAGCUUAAAAAUUGACAAACUUAGAAAAAUAAAUCAAUUCAUCAAAAUUA